AUGGCUCACCACUUCAGUGCCCUCCAAUAUCUUCCCUACGCCGUGGCAGUCGUUGCCCUCCUCUGUGGCUAUCUGAUCUUCGGCAGCAGCAAGCCCCGGAAGGUCCUCAUCCCCACCGAGUUCCAGGACUUCGUGCUCAAGGAGAAGACCGAGGUCUCCCACAAUGUCGCCAUCUACCGCUUUGCGCUGCCCCGUCCCACCGACAUCCUGGGCCUGCCGAUCGGCCAGCACAUCUCCCUGGCCGCCACCAUCGCCGGCCAGCCCAAGGAGGUCGUCCGGUCCUACACCCCGAUCUCCUCCGACCACGAGGCCGGCUACUUUGACCUGCUCGUCAAGGCGUACGCUCAGGGCAACAUCUCCAAGUACCUGACCCAACUCCAGGUGGGCCAGACCAUGAAGGUGCGCGGCCCCAAGGGUGCCAUGGUCUACACCCCGAACAUGUGCCGACACAUCGGCAUGAUCGCUGGUGGCACUGGGAUCACCCCGAUGCUCCAGAUCAUCAAGGCCAUCAUCCGCAACCGUCCCCGCAACGGCGGCAACGACACCACCCAGGUCGACCUGAUCUUCGCCAACGUCAACCCGGACGACAUCCUGCUCCAGGAGGAGCUGGAGAAGCUGGUCCAGGAGGACGAGGGAUUCCGCGUUUACUACGUGCUCAACAACCCGCCCGAGGGCUGGACUGGCGGCGUGGGCUUCGUCACUCCGGAUAUGAUCAAGGAGCGUCUCCCCGCCCCGGCAGCCGACGUCAAGAUCCUUCUCUGCGGACCUCCGCCCAUGGUGAGCGCCAUGAAGAAGGCUACCGAGUCCCUGGGCUACACCAAGGCGCGUCCAGUCAGCAAGCUGGAGGACCAGGUGUUCUGCUUCUAA
Penicillium lagena is the source of this 867-nucleotide messenger RNA. RefSeq names its product cytochrome b5 reductase family protein. NCBI's taxonomy places the organism in Eukaryota, Fungi, Ascomycota, Eurotiomycetes, Eurotiales, Aspergillaceae. Gene Ontology annotation, molecular function: oxidoreductase activity. The transcript is spliced from 2 exons. The record is from RefSeq and is a predicted model, not a curated record. Gene Ontology annotation, cellular component: endoplasmic reticulum. Bases 1 to 867 code for a protein of 288 amino acids.